UCCUAAUUUGAAGGAUUCAAUAGAAUGCACAAUAUAUAUCAGAGUUGGAGACCACUUUUAUACGGGCACGAUGACAGGACAGCGGUUGGCUAUUGGGGUUAGGUGAGAUGGUGAAAGGGUAGGUAUGCGAAAGAGAAAGAUGCCUUGGUGGUCGGGUGUUCUGCCUUGUGCCUGGUAAAACACGAACAAACGAGGUAGUAACGUAACCUUGGCUAUAAGCUGAUUCGAUGGAUAUGGCAGCAGGAGAUUACAUUACAUUAGUUACCUGCACUUGAACAGGUAUCCAGACAAACACGCUCACACAUUGUAUCCUCAGAAUUACACCUUGCACAUCGCCUUGCAUCAGCACCCAAACACACACAUGCUCACAAGGCUUUCGAAGCCCCCCACUCCGAAAACAAAGCACCACGGAAAUGUCAAAUCCAAAACUGUGGCUCUUCCUAUUCUGGUUGUUGGGUCCUUUGACCUUUUCGUCGGUCUGUUUGGUUGGGCGGCUCUUUGGUGGCGCAAGUGCGGCAGUGCUGUGUUGGUGCUUUCACUAUCAACUCAGCCCCCAAACCAACCCUGGUAACUAUGAUUUUUGCCCAUGUUUCGACUCACAUGAUACAAUGAUCAAUCACAUCAUGACAAUUGAUCGCUUGUUCCGUCCCUUUUGUCGCCUCAAUCGCCGCCGCAUAGGGCCCAGGGGCGCAUACAUACAUACCAUUGCACGCAUUAGCAUACAUAGUAAACAGCAUAGCCGCCUACUGUGUACUUUGCUCGCCCCUGUGGCUUUUUCGUUAUCCCCGGUGCCCUCCUCCCCCAUUCUGAAAGCCCAGUAUGCACAGCACCUGAAUGAGACGAACCGUUCCAGGGUCCCUCUUCAGAGGAAUAUUUACCUUGCAACUUGUAAGUUUGAUGUAUCUCUCCACCUACCACACUCGUACAUGUAUAUACAUGGUACGAAUCCGUUUCGGGCAACUCCUCGCUUGCGAAGUGGAGCGCCCAAUCGUGUUACUAGUCCGUCUCAGAACGAACUGUUCCCAAGGCAUACACAAAGGCAGAAGAGAGAAUAGGGCAGUGGUCAUUUAGAUGUAUAUGACUAUGUGCCUUAUUGUAGUCCUCUUGUACUUCGUUACUGUUGUUGGUGAGGAGAUGAUGGACUACAUGUGGGUGAGCAUGUCCUUGCGGCACAACUGAAGUAGAGAGCAUGAAUUGGUUGGCUCUCGAUGACGUUUGGUCGGAUAAGAAGGAACGAUUGAUGCCUUGGGG
Messenger RNA from Aaosphaeria arxii CBS 175.79, 1251 nucleotides. RefSeq lists its product as uncharacterized. The coding region runs from base 414 to 1055 and encodes 213 amino acids. The transcript has a single exon. The record is from RefSeq and is a predicted model, not a curated record. Lineage: Eukaryota; Fungi; Ascomycota; Dothideomycetes; Pleosporales.